AUAGAUUGGCUGUUCUAUAAAACCCAAAAUUUAAGGAAAAUCUUCAUUGUCAAACUCAUAAAGCGACCACCCUCUAAUUUCAAGCCCACGCACUAGCAAACUAAGUCUCAACUGAGAAGAUGGACCAGGCCCCAUCAACUAGCCCAUAAAGAUAUCGCCAGAGUUUUACGAUGAAAUAAAAUGCUUACUAGGGUUUCCACGCUAUAAAAUUUCCAGCAUCGCCGCUCAGUCGAGUGUUGUUGAGGCGGCAGUGGAACUCGCUAAGGUUAGUGCCUGCCGAUGGUUCUUGCUCUGUAUUUCACCAGAAUCUCACAAAGCCCCAGUUCCUUCAUCUUUGUCAUCUGAUUAUCGCGUUUUCUUGGUUGCAGCUUGAUCGAUAGAAAAAGAAUUCGUAGGAGCUAAUCACCAACAGCCAAAAAAUGUCGGGUGAAGAAGUUGCCGUCGAACAGCCUGAGGCUGUUGCAGCCCCUGCUGUCCCUGCUCCGGGUGAGCCGAUGGACUUGAUGGCAGCCUUGCAGCUGGUGCUGAAGAAGUCUCUUGCACAUGGUGGUCUGUCAAGGGGACUUCAUGAGGGCGCCAAAGUGAUUGAGAAGCAUGCUGCUCAGCUUUGCGUGCUGGCCGAGGACUGCAACCAAGCUGACUAUGUCAAGUUGGUGAAGGCUCUCUGCGCUGACCACAACGUCAACUUGAUGACUGUGCCUAGUGCCAAGACCCUUGGUGAAUGGGCUGGGCUCUGCAAGAUUGAUUCAGAGGGCAACGCUAGGAAAGUUGUUGGAUGCUCAUGCGUUGUUGUCAGGGAUUAUGGGGAGGAAAGUGAAGGGCUUAAUGUAGUUCAAGAGCAUUUGAAAGCGAACUAGAUAGUGUACUUGAUGGACGGGCUGUGAUGUUACAGGAGCCUGCACCGAGUUGUUUUUGUUUCCAUCAAGUUAGAGUAAAGACCCUCUAUUUCAUAGAUUAUGUCUGAACUUUGUUCUUGUGCUGGAUUUUUAUUUUUGGUUCUCCGUUGUAUGCUACUUUAUUACUUGGAAGCAAGAGUCUCGAGCUUUUUUGGUGGUGAAGAUUAAUUGACUUUUAAACAAGGUGUUUGAGAGCUUCCUGGUGCAACGUAUGGAUUUUAUGUUGGUAUCUAUUUCAAUUGGUGUGGCCGGUUCAAUGGAAUCUGCAUACUUGCGAAGUAUGGGUUCACUCUGACCAACUUGUUGCUCUUAUUUAGCAAGAGAUUGAAUUUUCUUAAACAAACCAGAAACUUCAAACAAAACCGUAACAAUGUU
Messenger RNA from Linum trigynum, 1271 nucleotides. NCBI's taxonomy places the organism in Eukaryota, Viridiplantae, Streptophyta, Magnoliopsida, Malpighiales, Linaceae. The record is from the annotation of a GenBank genome assembly.